CUGUUUUUUUUUAGCAAAUACAACACCUGCUGUUUCACUGUUUCCUAUUUUCGAAAACUGCCAGGCCUUGUCAAGAAUUAUUUGAGCUACUGGGGGGUAAUAUGGAGUUUAUCUUGGAUUGAGAGACACGUUCUAAUAAUGCCGCGUGAGGCACCUCCAAGUACCUUCUCCAAUCCAGGUGCCUGUAAAAGUAGUAGUUGAGUCGGAAAGACAGCCGAGUUCAAAAAUUAACUGAGACAGGCACGUUCGUCGAUUCACACACCAUAGCUUUCAAUGGAACCAGAAUCGGCUGUAUUGAAGGUCGUCAGCAAGACCGGUGGCAGAGAAAAGACUACCGAUGUGCCGAUAGAGCGCAGUUCCACAUUUGCUGACGUCCUGUGCCACCUGAAUGACCCCGGUGAUGGAUGCAUUGUGGAGAAGUGGAGGCACAGACACGAGCGCACUGUAGCCAAGUCGGAGCUGCCGGCGGAUCUUAUGAGACAAUGGGGUGCCUCUAACCCGGAAGUCCAGUUUCUGUACAGGGAAAAGGGGCAAGGCAGCGGUCGGAGUGCGGUUACCUCUCCGCUUCGGCGAAGUGCACGCUUGCAGACCCCAUCAAGGACUUCACCUCGCCGGCCAAUUUCUUCAACUUCUCGCACACCAUCAAACCAGGCAGACCAGAGGAGCAGCACCGCACCGAUCUCGACCGCUUCAUCGUACGCAAGCUCGAUUGCCAAGCGCCUGCGAAGCUCCCCGCAGGCGGAAGUACGGAAACUCCGGGAUCAGCUGGACCAGUGCAAUGAAAACCGGAAACGGGCAGAACAUGAAGUGGAUAAGCUCGUCUCGGUCUGUUCCUCUCAUGAGCAACAAAUUGACACAAUACGGCAGCAGAUGGUGGAAAUGCGCACUCGCUUGGCGCAGUGCAAAGAAAUAGCUGCCAGAGGUCGCUACACUGCAGCCAUAAGUACUGGAGCGAUAAGCGUAGUGCCUUCAUCAUCGUCAAGAGGAGCAUUGGCCUCGAAGCGUGGUGCUUCAUUAUCAUCGUCAACUUCAUUAGGAUCAAAACCUGGCGUUGCGUCAUCGUCGACAUCAUCAGUCUCUAAGCCCGAUGUUGCGUCGUCAUCAUCAUCAACGUCAUCAUCAGUCCCCAAGCCGAGUUUUGAUAUUGCUGGCCUUCAGCAGGAACGUGAUCGGCUAAGACGGGAACUGAAGGAUUGCCAGGAGAAGCGGGAAGCGCAAAGCGAGGAGCUGCAGGCCAACACAUCCAUUCUGCGCACCAAGCGUGAGGAGCUAGGCCGUGUGCGCAAGUCGGUGGAAAAGACGACCAGCGAUGUUCAGCUGCUGCGCCAGCAGGAAGGCAAGCAACAGGCUGACGAUGUUAGCAGUGAGAUGGACGUAACUGGUCCCGCGGAGGGAUCGGACCGCAAGCGAGUGCGCAGGUCUCCUCCCCAAGCAACAGCGUGCGACUCUGUCCCCAUCGCAACAUCCACCACUACUACUACUACUCCUAUGAGCUCGGGAACUAUACCCAAGCAGCCCGAGGAGGAGGAGGAGGACUUGGAUGCAGAAGGACAGUCUACCACUACACUUCACACUGUCAGUAGUGCUGGUAGUGCGACUGAAACGGACGGUGCUGGCUCCUCCAAACCAAUGGUUCCCGACCUCGGCGCUUCCGAGCUGCUGCCCGUUGUAUCGGAAACGUUUGGCCACGGUAGCAAUGUGAAACUUGCCGACGGUGUUCCUGUGCGUCACAUCUCUCACAUUGACUCGGUUAUCACCGGACGCCGUGGUUCGCUGAGGCGCUCAUCCAGCGAGUACGGCUCGUUCAGUCGAUCCGGCAGGCCCGGCUCGUUCUCUGCCCGCUCCAGCAUCCGCUCCAUGCGCACCGAUUCGUCCAGUCCGCUGCACUCCGACUCGUCUUUCACGCGCUCUAACAGCGAUGGACUUGUGCCAGAUCGCCAGCAGCACGCAACAGGCCCUGGAGGUUCUGUUUGGCCCAACGUUAAGACGCUAGCCUCUGGUGUGGUAAGACGUAAGACGGCCUCCUCAGCCGGCUCACUGCUUUCACUGGGCUCUGGUGAUAGCAGUGCCAUUGUGUCUCCAACAUCAUCUGGGUCAGCAAUGACAGUGACAUCACCGACGGCCGUGGCGGAAUCUACUAGCCGGUCUCCAGUGCCGAUGGCCUCGCCAAUGUCAUCUCAAUCUCCAAAUGACUCCAGCUCACUGCUUUCCCCCGGGACCCCUAUGGACACGAGCGGCAGUCACGAGGCGGUUGAGCCGAGCAUUGUGCCUGUUGCGCGGCUUGAUUCAGGCCGGGACACUGUCAUAUCACCUACGCAGCCCCUAGAAUGUAUCGUCGAGUCCGAUGACGAAGGUUCUAGUGCCAGUCGUGCAACCACGCCCCAUGAAGAAGAGGCCGUGCCCGAGCCUCCCGCUGCUGUAAAGCCUGUGAAGUCGAUUCUAAAGAGACGUCUUUCCGACAAAGAAGGCAAUAAGUCACCCGAGAUUCCAGCCGACCUCCGGAGAGGUGUGCAACUGGAUCCUCUUUGUGUGCUGCUGGACGCUGCCUUCUUCGGCGAACUGGCGGCUAUGAGAAUGGCUGCUUUGGAGGUUCGUAGUAUCAGUGCUGGUGGUAAGGAUGCUGUGACAGCCUUGCACUCGGCAGCCGUCAAUGGCUUCAAGGACUGUGUAGACUUCCUGCUCCAGUACGGUGCCGAUCCCAAUGCAAUCGACGGCGAUGGGUGGACACCUCUGCACUGUUCCGCAAGCGAGGGUAAUAUAGAAGUGUUGAAGGUGCUGUUGGAAGGUGGUUGUGCUGUGCUGACACCCACCGCUGAUGGCAUGACUCCCCUGGAAGUUGCUCUGGACAGCAAAGCGUCAUCCGACACUCCUGAAAUCUACGACGAUGUCAUUGCUCUCUUGCGAGAUGCAGAAGAAAGGCUUGGCGUUGCCAACGACAGCUGUGUGUACGCAGCCUUCCCGUACGGCGAUGGAAAAGAUUUCUUCCUGAUGCCGGUGAUACCAUCGGAUUCGGAAGGCAACGCGGCGGGCAAUGGAGCUGGCAGUGAUGAUGAUGACGAUGAGAAUGAAGAGGAACUCGAGGAAUUUACCAAGGACUUGGAAGCAGAUGAGCUUCGCUUUGGUGUGGGCGAGUGCCUGCGCAUUCUCAAGCGUACAGACAUCAAGUUCGGACAAGGGAAUGAUGAUAGUGAUGAUGAUGAUGAUGAUGAUGAUGGUAAUGACAAUGACGACACUGACAAGGGUAGAUGGUGGUGGGCCGAGCUGGCAGAUGAUCCCUCCAAGGCUGGCUUUGUACCUUGCACUCAUCUUGCUCUGUAUCCGAUCAUGAACAUGCCUCGACCUAUUUAGUAGAUCAGAGCAGGGCACUAAGCACUAUGCCUGUUCACUCGAUAGCCAUGCCUGCAGAUUGGUACUGGACUAGACAGGGCGUAUUGUCUCUCAACACGUCAGCACAGCACUUCAUUGCCACGAAGGUAUGCUCUGCGUGUUUUCGUGUUUGUUACUUGAACUCAUUCAAGGCAUAGUCGUGUCACCGGUCUCCAGUUACAACCAAGCCCGCUAGUAAAAUAUUCCCUAUAUUUCAAAGUAUUUUCACAUUGUGUACAUGUAGUUCAUUGCCAGCAUAGUCAAUAGGCACCUGGCUGUUCCGAAUAUUAUUGUGCACAGUGCGUUUUAUCCGAAUAAAGAACACAGCACUGGUGCAAGCAAUCAAACCGAAUCGUUCAUCGCUUGCCACCUGCCCAUAUCCCCCAACAUAGCGCCAUUCUGUUGCACCUGCUUGUGUUGAAGAGUGGAGUAGUUCAUGUCAAAUACACUCCACAGCGACUACCAGUACGUGCUCAUGGCAUGCACAUACGCUAACGUCAUUGCUAUUUAUCUGGCGACCCAUUUAUCUGUAGUCUAUAUUCGUAGGUAGUACCGUGUUCGCUAAACUCUUUUUUUCUUUUUUUAAAACGUUCCAUCAUGUAGCAUGAACACCUGGUGCCUCCACUGGCUAUAGUACCUGUCCAUAGUUUUUAGCUUUUCGUUUUUAAAUAAUUGUAUUCUGCACAUAUUUGCAGACCGCACUUGUUCAGAGACCGUGAUGGAUGUGCAGUGCGAUUCCCUGCUGCUUUCUGCGCACAGUAUCCACGUGCAAAUACAUUCAUGUAGGUCCACCGUGUCUGGCAUAUCUCACUAGCAUGCAUGUCUCGUUUCCUUUGCGCUUGCACAAUUCCGCCUUGCAGCCUGCAGCAUAGUCCCCGGCUCCCUGCCACUUCUGA
Messenger RNA from Sycon ciliatum, 4262 nucleotides. RefSeq names its product serine-rich adhesin for platelets-like. Gene Ontology annotation, molecular function: p53 binding. Gene Ontology annotation, biological process: regulation of apoptotic process. The transcript has 14 exons. The record is from RefSeq and is a predicted model, not a curated record. Gene Ontology annotation, cellular component: nucleus. The coding region runs from base 274 to 3348 and encodes 1024 amino acids. Lineage: Eukaryota; Metazoa; Porifera; Calcarea; Leucosolenida; Sycettidae.